Molecule: messenger RNA, 3921 nt
Organism: Megalops cyprinoides (Indo-Pacific tarpon)
Lineage: Eukaryota; Metazoa; Chordata; Actinopteri; Elopiformes; Megalopidae
Gene: stam2
Product: signal transducing adaptor molecule (SH3 domain and ITAM motif) 2
Exons: 14
Coding region: 114-1664 (516 amino acids)
Biological process (GO): signal transduction
Cellular component (GO): endocytic vesicle
Molecular function (GO): phosphatidylinositol binding; ubiquitin binding
Source: RefSeq, a predicted model, not a curated record
AGCAACUGGUGAAAGUGAGUUGGAUGGAUGAGGAAGGGAUAUUUGCGAAUUCAUAAUAUUUUCAUUUGAUACUUCCAGCACUAAAUACCGUGGUUUGCUUUAAAGGAAUCAAAAUGCCAUUGUUCACACAGAAUCCUUUCGACCAGGAUGUUGAGAAAGCAACCAGUGAAACCAACACAACAGAUGACUGGGGCCUUAUCAUGGAUAUCUGUGACCGUGUUGGGACAACACCCAAUGGUGCAAAGGAGUGCCUGAAGUCCAUCUUGAAGAGGGUCAACCACAAGGUCCCACAUGUUGCCAUGCAGGCCCUGACCUUGCUGGGUGCCUGUGUCUCAAACAGCGGAAGAAUCUUUCACUUAGAGAUCUGUUCGAGAGACUUUGCCAGUGAAGUCCGGGGCGUACUGAACAAGGCCCACCCCAAGGUCUGUGAGAAACUGAAAGCCCUAAUGGUGGAGUGGGCUGACGAGUUCCAGAAGGAUCCCCAGCUGAGCCUCAUCGGCGCCACCAUCAGGUCCCUGAAGGAGGAGGGUGUGAGCUUCCCCCCGUCGGGCUCUCAGAGUUCCUCCAGCACAAAGGCCACCACCUCUGCCACUAGUAAAGGUUCAGAUGACGAUGACUUGGCGAAAGCCAUUGAGCUGUCUCUGCAGGACCAGAGGCAGCAGGCGGAGACGCGGCCGCUGACCGUGCCCGCCGACCCCCCCUACAACAGCAACAACGGCAAGGACUCCCGCAAAGUGCGCGCCCUCUAUGACUUCGAGGCGGCUGAGGACAAUGAGCUCACCUUCAAGGCAGGCGAGCUCAUCAUCGUCUUGGAUGACAGUGACCCAAACUGGUGGAAAGGAGAAAACCACAGAGGCGUGGGACUCUUCCCAUCCAACUUUGUCACGACCAAUCUGAACGCAGAGCCCGAGCCAGUAACGUUUGUGGAGAAGUCUCCUCCCCCCGAAGAGACCAGCCAAGAAGCUAAAGCAGAACCCGAGCCUGUGUUUAUAGAUGAGGAAAAAAUGGACAGAACACUGCACUUGCUUCAGAACACGGAUCCUGCCGACACAGAACCUGACUCCGCGGAGCUUUUCCAGCUGGAGGAUGCGUGUGAACAGAUGAAUCCAAUGAUUGAUGAGAAGCUUCAGGAGAUUGACAGAAAGCAUUCGGAGCUGUCGGAGCUGAACGUGAAAGUCCUGGAGGCCCUGGAGCUGUACAACCAGCUGAUGAACGAGGCGCCUCUCUAUUCGGCCUACUCCAAGCUGCAGCCCCAGGCCCACUACCCACCCACGUCAGCGGCCGUCCCAAUGCAGGCUUACAUGGGCCAGCCUCAGAGCGGGGCGUACAUGGCAUCAGCGGUGCCUCAGGGCCCCCCCGGAGCAGCCUACAGCCUGGGCCCUGACCAGGCUGGCCCCCUGUGCUCCCUUCCACCCACCGUUAACACACCUGUCACCAGCCAGACAGCGCAGCCCCCCUACAUCAGCAGUGGGGUAAAUGCAGCGUACAUGAGCCAGGCCCCUGGAGGUCCCGCCCCUUACCCACAGCAAAUGGGUGUGGCAAUGGACAUGUCAGCCUAUCAGAACACUAACCCCAGCAUGACACCAGCUUCCUACCCAAUGGCAGCUCCCGCUCACCCUGGCACCCAGCCUCAGGCCACUUACUACCAGCAGCCUCUACUCUAAGCCAGUGCAAUAAAGUCAACUCAGUCUCAGUGGCUAUCCCUGAAAACUGUUCAUCAACAGCAAGUUAGGUUGCAUGAUUUUUCUUUUCUCUUUAUUUUUUUCUCCGCCAUGGAGUUAAGGGUUUGCUAAUUUAGUUUGCUGGAGCAGCAGUCAGUGGUCAGUAUGCAGAGCUGUUGUCAUCUGUUAUUGAAGAAGGACCACAGGUGCAGAGAGGCAUAUCUGAAAUGAGAGCCAUUGUGGUUUAGUGGAGUUUGAAGUGUGCCCUAAACCUUCUUCUCCUUUACUUCUGUUUCCAACCUCCAAUUAGAGAGUAGUGGCAGCUGCUGAUGUCUGAGUUGUUCAUGCUGUGACCUGUCAUCAGCAUUUUUUAAACAUACGCGAUCAUUUGCAACAUUGAAAACCAAACUUUUCUUCUUAAGCAUUGAUAGCCUUCACUGUAAUAUACAGCAGUAACCUCUGCCUGCAGCUGAAAACUACAAAACACAUUAAUUUGAAUUUUGAGUGUGAAUUAAUUGGGGUUCGUCUUCUUUUAUUACGUUAGCUGACAGGAUUAAUUUUCUAUCCGGUCAAAGUCAAUAUUCUAUGGUUGGGGAAAUAGUGGAUAAAUGAAAGCAGUGUAGCAUAGCAACUGUCAUCUGCAGAUUUAGUUAAAAUUUUUAUUUAAAAAGCUCAUGACAGAUGAUCAGCUGAGUGAUUAUUAAAAUCAAGAAAUCAAUACUAUUAACAGUGUCCACCAAAAAUACAGAACUGAAGUAAAGCCAUAUAGCGGAGGCGUAUGGUGGAUUAAAACCUUAUAGGCACUACAGUCUGGUUCAUCAGUCGGACAUCAGUCAGAGCAAAACAGUAGGCUCCAUAUUACUUUGCCCCCUAAAGGGUGCAAACAGGUACAGUUUUGUUUAAAACAACAUAGCUAUGAGCAGUACAAGACAGAUGUGUGUUUUGACCUGUCAUAUAUUGGUACACAACGGGAAGGUUGGUCUUAUUUAAACGUCAGUUUUUCCACUCAAUUUUCCUUUUCCACUAUCGUUCAGAUGUCAAGGACUACAUCUCCCAGCUGACAUGGAUAACGGUAUGAAGAUGAAAGCCAAAAUGCAAUGUAAAAUUCUUGAGGGUAAAUUAUUGUGCAUUGCAAAGCAGGUAAUUCCAAUGUUUAAAUGAUUGAGGCUCACCAUUGACAUCAGUAACAGAAACAGUGAAUGCAAGCGAAGAGUACAGCCCAAACAGAAGCAAAAAAUAUUUAUGAUGUUUUUUUUUUCUUUGUACACUUUUCAUUUAUGUGUCAAGACUUUUAGAACAUCUUGGGAAUGGUCCAUGUCUUUAAAAAGAAUCUGAUCCAUUCUGGAAAAAAAAAGCUUAUUCCAAGUUUGUGUUUUGGUCCACUUAGUUAUCAGUGUACUCCUGUUAAUGAGAAGGUCUGCAAGCCUUUGGUAGUUAGUGUUUAUUUUUUUACAUUGCUUUAAUGUCUGUCUGCUUUACAGUUGUAGGACCUGUGUGAAAACGAUGGAUGUUGUUGACCAUUGGUUCAGAUAGCUACAGUAGAGAAUGACCCUUAAUAUGCAAAUAAUAGAUUCUCUGCACCAUGCGUGAUGGAAGCUGUAGUUAGGCUUUUAAUUUAAUAUUUGUAAAUUUCAGCUCUUGUUCCCAGAUUUGUAUUUUAUCUGGAAUAUUAUUUUCUUUGUGGAAGAAAUGUAAUUAGGUCCUCCUUCAAUGGUUUUGAAAUGUAAAAUGUAUCUUUGAUUUUUUUCCAUUUUACCUUUGUGUCUUAUCCAAAAUACAACCAGAACAGACCAGUCAACCACCUAGCUUAAAUGCUGACAAACAGUUGAAGUGUGUAGUCUUUUAAAAUUAAAAAAGGAAAUGCUAAUCCAUUUAAGAGGCCUAGAGCGCUAUUAGGCUUGCAAAAGCAAUGAGCAUAGGUAAACUUGCAUUUUGGGAGAGAAAUUAGAGGACCAGAAUUGAUCAAUUCUGUUGUAUUUGUUUCCGGCUGGUUGAGUUAUGGUAUAAAUGAGGAAAUUGUGUACACAUUGUUUUCUUUACCUGUCACAUGAAGUUUAUUGUAUAUUAGAUGUAAGAUAUCUUGCAUUGUUGGUAUUGCACCUUAACUUUAUAAACAUUUCUUUGCCACUGGAUGCCUUGUUUUCUUUAAAUUUUCAAAUAAAAACAGACAAAAAUAAAAAUUCAUUUCAGAAGCUGCUGUAUAUCUAGGACUAUAUAUAUAGAGGGAAGUUUCUAUCCAGUACUGGCAUAUUCUCUUAUA